AUGUAUAGACAAGGAUUCGCCCUUCGUUCCCUGGUAGUCUACCUGCUGCUGCUGGUCCUCUUGGCAAGCUCUACAGCUGCAGACGAGGAUGAUAAAUGGGUAAUUGGUGUCGUCAAUGGCAAGAAAUGGAAGGUCAAAGAUGACCGGCAGCCAUCUCUCUAUACUGCCGAUUACGGCGACUGCCUAGGCGAGAGCGCUAUCAACGUCACCCGAUUUGAUGCCGCUUACUACAAGGACAACAUGACCAUCGUCUUCCACUUGGAAGGUGAGACUGGGCUCCGCAGAGAGGACAUAAUGAUGAACAUUGGUGUUUAUGCGUAUGGAGAGAGUCGCUUUGAUCUUACCUUUGACCCUUGCAACGCCAACAUCAACAGCGCCUGUCCCGUUAGAGCUGGCGUUCAUAUCGAGGCGGCAGGUAUCAUACCGAUCAACCAGAACGACACCGCUGGAAUCCCAGAAAUUGCACUCAGCAUCCCCGACUUUGAAGGCCAGGCUAUCCUUCGGCUGUUCUCCAACUCGACGCAGAAUGAGAUUGGCUGUUUCGCUGCGCAGAUCACCAACGGCUACACAUUCCAGCAGAAGAGCGCUGCAAGCUCAACGCUAGGAGUCUUCACUCUUCUGGCCAUCCUCUCUUCGUUCGCCACGGCUGCCUAUGAAUCGGACAUCGCCGAUAUGCGCAAGCAUUACGCACAUUCACCGUCGGUUUCAGUCGUCUUUGCCGUUUGGCAUCACAUCUUCUACAGCGGCGCGCUCUCGAUGAAUUGGCCGAGUGUCCUCGUGGGCUUCUGGAGCAACUAUGCUUGGGCCGGAGGUAUGAUAUACACUGAGCCAAUGCAGAACAUGAUCAAUGGCUUCAUCGGCUCGAACAAAGGAAACACAUCGCAGGUCGGUGCUGCGGGUACGGGUGAGGACAAUCCUAAUCUUGGGGGCGGCGUCGACAUCCAUCAGAUAUACAAACGAGGUGUGCUUCCUCCGGGUCUAGAUCUUCAAGCUGCUUUAUCGAAGCGCCAGUCCGUCGAAGCGAGCAGCGGGUUCCAGUACUACGGACUGCCAGUCAAACCUGGGCUUCCACUUCCAGGCAACUAUUCAGGAUUCGCUGGUACUCUUGCGACGGAGCGUAUCCCAGCGAGCAACGCAUUCAUGACUGGACUGCUCUGGUUCUUGAUCUCGAUUGCAUGCGUUAUCGUCUCCAUACUCGGCCUGAAAAUUGUCCUCGAAGGCCUGAGUAGAAUUCGCGUGGUCAAGAAGGAGCGCCUAGCAUUCUUCAGGAGUCACUACCUUGCCUUCACCAUGCUAUCUGUUCUGCGCGCCGUCUUCAUCGGGUUCUACAUGUUGACAUUCCUCGCAAUGUUUCAGUUCUCUUACCUAGCUCUCUCUGCUCCUGUUGCAGUGGCCUGUAUCGUCUUCGUUGCGGUGGUGUUCGGAAUCGGCAGCAUCGCCGCCUACGCUUGCUUCUCCAGGUUCCGCAUCGGGAAAUAUGUCUCUGAACCCGACCGCUUGAACAUAGCAAGGCAAAGAGUGUGCAAGAUCGUCCCAUGGAUCAGCAUUUCCAGGAACAGCAAAAUUCCGCGCUCUGAAGACGAGGUAUAUGUUGCUACGAUUCCUUGGUGGACGAUACACGCCAUGGCGGAUACCAUGUCAAUCCAUGCCGAUGAGCAAUACACUACAAGAUUCGGGUGGCUCGCCUCGCGCUAUAGGAGAAGCCGCUGGUGGUUCUUUGUUGUCUGGCUUUUCUACGAGUUCAUUCGAGCAGGCUUCCUCGCCGGCGCAUCAACUCAGCCCUUGGUCCAGGUCUUUGGACUCCUUGUGGUUGAAAUUGUCGCAUUCGCCAACUUUGUUAUUCUUCGGCCUUUCGAAGGACAGCGCCUCAACGUCAUGGUUAUGUAUCUUCUUGGUUUCAGUAAGGUUGCUACUACAGCGCUUUCGGCAGCCUUUGACACACGGUUCGGCGUCGCCCGCAUCUCGACAACGGUGAUUGGCAUCGUCAUUAUCGUCAUCCAGGGAUUUCUGACGAUUGCUGUGAUGAUUUUCAUCUUGAUCGGAGUUGUCUCAAGCUACAUGUCCAUCAUGCGCAACCAAGAGGAGACCAAUUCGUCGUGUUUGACCCCUACACGAGAGAAGUAUUUCGCGCACAUGGACUUUGCAGAACAGGAUACCCCUCGACCACGUGCGGUGUCGGUCCAUUCUGCCCCGGAAGUACCCAAGACGCCAUACUUCAAAGUCAAGCAGGUAAGGCGAAUGGCCAAGCUCGAAGAUGAAGAUGACGAGUUCAUGCGAGAGAUCAACGCUGGUUCCGCCUCUGAGCACCUGCUGCCACAGCAAGACUGUAGCUACAAUGCAGCUCGACCAGACCAAGGCAACAGAACGAGAAGUCUUCAUUCGCAAGCGUCGUACUCGAGUCUACCCAGAGCUGCCCGUCAGCAUCGUCCAAGCUGGAGCAGACAGGAUUAUAGCGGUCCGAUGGGUCUAGGACGUCAGCGGGCUUUGAGCGACGUUCAGACUCCAACUCGUAAGGAAAGCAACAAGACUAUCGAUAUACACCAGAGUCCUCUCGGUACCUACCAAAGUCGACCAGACACUCCGACUCUUUCUUCGGCGUAA
Molecule: messenger RNA, 2601 nt
Organism: Alternaria burnsii
Lineage: Eukaryota; Fungi; Ascomycota; Dothideomycetes; Pleosporales; Pleosporaceae
Product: trp-domain-containing protein
Exons: 1
Coding region: 1-2601 (866 amino acids)
Biological process (GO): fungal-type cell wall biogenesis; transmembrane transport
Source: RefSeq, a predicted model, not a curated record